Messenger RNA from Manis javanica (Malayan pangolin), 742 nucleotides. The record is from RefSeq and is a predicted model, not a curated record. NCBI's taxonomy places the organism in Eukaryota, Metazoa, Chordata, Mammalia, Pholidota, Manidae.
AUGGGGAGAACGCCCUACCGCCUGGGCCUCAGCUCAGGCUUCCCAGGGGCCCAGCAGGCACAGGACCUCAGGACUCAGCCUCCAGCUGAGUCCGUGGGGCCGGCCCCACCCCACACGAACCGCCGGAUCCCCGAGGGUUCGCGAUCCCGCAGGUCCGCGCUGGGGUCCCCAAGCGGCCGCGCCGCGCCCCACCCGCCGGGCACACUCACCUGCGCCGCCGCCGCCCUGCGCGCUCCCGGCUCGGCCCUCCGCAAACUCCGGCCGGGCCUCUCCCGCAGCGGCGGCUGGAGGGCGGGGUCGGCGCCCGCGUCCAGCCAAUCAGGAGCGGCCGUCCGAAGCUCGCGGCCAAUCCACAACGCGCCUUCCCGCUUUGGGUGGAUCCGACGGACACAUUCCAGAGGGAUCCCUCCGCCUCCCCCGACUCAUCAAGAACCCCCUCACCGCGGCUCAGUGGACCUUCCCACCCCGCCUAAGCCGCGGUGGACUGUACCACUGCACCUCACUGAGGGGGAAGCUGUGGCUGGACCGCGGCCAAUCGCGGGGAAGAAAGGAGACAAGCCACCAAUGGGAAGCUGGGGUCCCUGGGCCACGUGCAGUUGGCUAAGCGUCCGCGGUGGUUUGGCUUGUAACCGGGAUUUCUCAGGCGGGAGCAGGUCCAAGAAACAAAGACAGAAACGCACCUCCCGCAGGGCUGGACGCCCAGUUCCAGAAACAAGGUGAGAUUUCCUAGUUCUACUUCAAA